GGGCUCAUGUCAAUCAGCGGGCCCCUCAUGUGAUGGCUCUUGCCGGUGACGUGCAGCCAUAUGGGCGCUGGCAUCGCAGCCUUAUAGUUGGUAUCAAAAUGUUGACGAGGCUUUUCAACGACCCCUCGCUGCUCCCCGACGUGCAGAAAUAUUCCGGGUGGGCUGACGACAGCGACGACGACAAGAUCAAGGACGACGACGGUGACACGCGGGACAUGGACGCCUCCUCCGAUCUACGGGGCAGCAGCCGGACCCAAUCGGAGCACGCCGGCGAGGAUGACGACGAUGACGAGGAUGACGAUGGCGCCGAGGACGACGGCGACGACACGGAGGGCGAGCGGCCCAAGAAGCGGGGCCCCAAGAAGCGCAAAAUGACGCAGGCCCGCAUCGAGCGCUCCAAGAUGCGCCGCGUCAAGGCCAAUGCCCGCGAGCGCACGCGCAUGCACGACCUCAACUCAGCGCUGGACAACCUGCGUAAAGUGGUGCCCUGCUACUCCAAGACGCAGAAACUCUCCAAAAUCGAGACUCUGCGCCUCGCCAAGAACUACAUCUGGGCCCUUUCGGAGAUCCUGCGCUCGGGCAAGCGGCCGGACCUGGUGGCCUACGUGCAAACCCUGUGCAAGGGUCUUUCGCAGCCCACCACCAACCUGGUGGCCGGCUGCUUGCAGCUCAACUCGCGAAACUUCCUGACGGAGCAGCAGUGUCCCGAAGGGGGGCGCUACGGUUCGGGCUCCUUCUCCAUGCACUCGUACCCGUACCAGUGCGCUAGGUUGUCCAGCCCGCAUUGCCGCCAAGGUUCGAACUCGCACCCGCUGGGUUCGCACGGCUACUGCCCCGCAUACGACUCGACUUAUGGCGGCGGCGGCGGCGGAGGCGGCGGUGGUUCCCCGGAGUACAACAGCCCCGAGUACGAGGGGCCCAUCAGCCCGCCGCUCUGCGUCAACGGGAACUUUGCCCUCAAACACCAAGGCGCAGCGUCUCCCGACCACGACAAGGCGUACCACUACUCUAUGCACUACUCGGGUCUGCCAGGUUCCAGGCCCGGUGGCGGCGGCGCCCACAACUUGGUGUUCGGCUCUUCUGGGGCCCGCAGUGGCAUUCACUCGGAAAACGUCCUGCCUUACCACGACAUGCACUUGCACCACGAGCGCGCACCCGCCUACGACGAACUCAACGCCUUUUUCCACAACUAA
This is a messenger RNA of Syngnathus typhle (broad-nosed pipefish), 1193 nucleotides long. It is a transcript of the gene neurod2, whose product is annotated as neuronal differentiation 2. The transcript has 2 exons. Gene Ontology annotation, biological process: nervous system development; regulation of DNA-templated transcription. Bases 33 to 1193 code for a protein of 386 amino acids. The record is from RefSeq and is a predicted model, not a curated record. Lineage: Eukaryota; Metazoa; Chordata; Actinopteri; Syngnathiformes; Syngnathidae. Gene Ontology annotation, molecular function: protein dimerization activity.